AUGAGUAACUUGCCUCCUCCUCCUGGAUGGCAACCUCCACCACCUCCACCACCUCCAUCAUCAACUAAUGGGAAUGGUACUUCGUCAAAUGGACUACCUCCUCCACCACCACCUCCAGGUUUCAAUGGCAGGGCGCCACCACCACCUCCACCACCUUCAUCAUCAAUUCCUAAACCACCAUCAAGGUUUAAUAAGAAUGAUUUAGAUAUUAGAAAGAGAAAAUGGCUACAGCUGCAGAAGAAGCGUUUUACAGAAACCCGUUCAAAAGUUGGAACGUUUGUCCAUCCACAAAAAGUUGAUAUGCCUCCUGAACAUCUACGGAAAAUCAUUUUUGAUCAUGGUGAUAUGUCUUCAAGAAAAUUUGCAGCUGAUAAACGUUCAUUUCUUGGAUCCUUGAAAUUCAUGCCACAUGCUGCUUUGAAACUAUUAGAGAACAUGCCUCAACCAUGGGAACAAACUAAAGAUGUUAAAGUUUUAUAUCAUAUAACGGGUGCUAUAACUUUUGUUAAUGAAAUACCUAGGGUUAUUGAACCUGUGUAUACUGCACAAUGGGCAACUAUGUGGGUGAUGAUGAGAAGAGAAAAAAGAGAUAGAAGACAUUUCAAGAGAAUGAGAUUCCCACCAUUUGAUGAUGAAGAACCUCCAUUAGAUUGGUCAGAAAAUUUACAAGAUCUCGAACCACUAGAUCCUAUACAGAUGGAAUUGGAUGAAGUUGAUGAUGAACAUGUUAUUGAUUGGCUUUAUGAUCCUAGACCUCUAGUUGAUGAUUUGGAUUUUGUUAACGGUGAAUCUUAUAGAAAAUGGAACUUAAACCUUGAGCAAAUGAUCAAUUUACAUCGUUUAUCAACUCCAUUAUUAACAGAUAUAACGAACAAAAAUUAUUACUACUUGUUUGAUAAGAGAUCUUUUUUCACUGCUAAAGCUCUUAAUAAUGCUAUACCUGGUGGCCCAAAGUUUGAACCAUUGUACAAAGAUGUUGAAGAAGAAGAUUUUAAUGAAUUUAACUCAAUAGAUCGUAUUAUCUUUAGAAUACCUAUAAGGACAGAGUACAAAGUUGCAUUCCCACAUUUAUACAAUUCAUUACCAAGAUCAGUCCAUAUUCCAUGGUAUUCAGAUCCUGUCAAUUGCUAUAUCAAACCUGAUGAUCCUGAAUUACCUGCAUUUUAUUUUGAUCCUCUUUUAAACCCAAUAUCACCAAGAUCAGUCCAAAACACAAAAACUGAUACUGAAAAGGAACUUUUCGAUGAAGAAACAGGUGAGGAUAUUGAAAACUUUCAAUUGCCAUCGAAGGUCAAACCAUUCUUUUCUGAACAUGAAGUGGAGACUGAUAAUACAGCUGCUGCUAUAGAAUUAUGGUGGGCUCCAUACCCAUUCAAUCGCCGCUCAGGCCAUAUGAAGCGUGCUCAAGAUGUUUCUUUAGUGAAGAGUUGGUAUUUGGAACGUCCAUCUCGUGAUUUCCCAGUCAAAACAAGAGUUUCUUAUCAAAAAUUGUUGAAGAACCAUGUCUUGAAUGAACUACACAAGGGACCACCAUCAAACCACAGAAAGAUUCAGUUAUUGAAGAGUUUGAAAAAUACAAAAUACUUCCAAACAACAACUAUUGAUUGGGUUGAGGCUGGUUUACAAGUGUGUCGUCAAGGUUUCAAUAUGCUGAAUUUGCUAAUACAUAGAAAAGGGUUGACUUAUCUACAUCUUGAUUAUAAUUUUAACUUGAAACCAACAAAGACUUUGACAACAAAAGAAAGAAAGAAGUCCAGAUUUGGUAAUGCAUUCCAUUUAAUGAGGGAAAUUUUGAAAGUCAUCAAACUAUUAGUGGAUGCUCAAGUUCAAUUCCGUCUAGGUAAUGUUGAUGCUUUCCAAUUAGCUGAUGGUAUCUAUUAUAUUUUGAACCAUCUUGGUCAAUUGACUGGUAUUUAUCGUUACAAGUAUAAAGUGAUGCAUCAAAUUCGUGCAUGUAAAGAUUUGAAACAUGUUGUCUAUUAUAGAUUUAAUAAUGUUAUUGGUAAAGGUCCUGGUUGUGGUUUUUGGCAACCAGCUUGGAGAGUUUGGAUUUUCUUCCUAAGAGGUAUAAUACCAUUAUUAGAGAGAUGGUUAGGAAACUUACUAUCUCGUCAAUUUGAAGGUCGUUCCAACGAAGUUGCAAAAACAGUUACCAAACAAAGAACAGAUGCCUAUUAUGAUUUGGAACUCAGAGCUGCUGUUUUGAAUGAAAUUUUGGAAAUCAUGCCAGAAGGUAUUAGAGAAAAUAAAUCAAAGACCAUUUUGCAACAUUUGGCUGAGGCUUGGAGAUGUUGGAAAGCUAAUAUCCCUUGGAAAGUCCCUGGGUUGCCUGAACCAGUUGAAAGAAUCAUUGAACGUUAUGUUAAAUCCAAAGCUGAUAAUUGGACAUCCACUGCUCACUAUAACAGAGAACGUAUAAAACGUGGUGUUAGUAUUGAGAAAACAGUCGCUAGAAAGAACUUGGGUAGAUUGACAAGAUUGUGGAUCAAAAAUGAACAAGAACGUCAACAAAAUGUUGAAAAGGAUGGUCCUGCAAUUUCUCCAAAUGAAGCAACUACAAUCUUUAGAACCAUGGUUAACUGGUUUGAAAGCAGAAACUUUGCACCAAUUCCUUUCCCACCUUUAAGUUAUAAGCAUGAUACUAAACUUUUAGUCCUUGCUUUGGAAAAUUUGAAAGAAUCAUAUAAUGCUAAAGGUCGUUUGAAUGCCACGCAACGUGAAGAGCUAGCAUUAAUCGAACAAGCUUAUGAUAAUCCUCAUGAAUGUUUGAGUAGAAUAAAGAAAUUCUUGCUUACCCAAAGAGUUUUCAAAGAUGUUGGUUUAGAAAUGUUGGAUCAAUAUCAUCAAUUGACCCCAGUCUAUGAAGUUGACCCACUUGAAAAAAUUACUGAUGCUUAUCUUGAUCAAUAUUUGUGGUAUGAAGGUGAUAAAAGACAAUUAUUCCCAAAUUGGAUUAAACCAAGUGAUGCUGAGAUUCCACCACUUCUUGUAUAUAAAUGGUGUCAAGGUAUAAAUAAUUUGAACGAGGUCUGGGAUACUUCCAAAGGUCAAUCUAAUGUUAUGCUGCAAACAACUUUGAAUAAAGUUGCUGAAAAGAUUGACUUCACAUUGUUAAAUCGUUUAUUGAGAUUAAUUGUUGACUCAAAUAUUGCUGACUAUAUUACUGCAAAGAACAAUAUAGGAUUGACCUAUAAAGAUAUGAGCCAUGUGAACAAGUAUGGUUUAAUCAGAGGUCUACAAUUUUCAUCUUUUGUAUUCCAAUAUUAUGGUUUGGUGUUAGAUUUGUUGAUUCUUGGUCUUGAGCGUGCUAGUGAAUUGGCUGGUCCUGCUAACUCACCAAAUGAAUUUUUACAAUUGAAAUCAUUGGAACAAGAAACUUCAGGUCCUAUAAGGUUAUACUCACGUUAUAUUGAUAAGAUUCAUAUAUUCUUCAGAUUUGAUGAUGAAGAUGCACAAGAUUUGGUUCAAGCUUUCUUGUCUGAAAAUCCCGAUCCAAAUUUUGAAAAUAUUAUAGGCUAUAACAAUCGUCGUUGCUGGCCAAGAGAUAGCCGUAUGAGGUUGAUGCGUCAAGAUGUUAACCUCGGUAGAGCUGUGUUCUGGGAAAUUCAAGGUCGUAUACCUAGAGCUUUAGCAACUAUCCAAUGGGAAGAUACAUUGUCAUCAGUUUACAGUAAAGAUAAUCCAAAUUUACUCUUCACAAUGUGUGGUUUUGAAGUUAGAAUUUUACCAAAGUCAAGAAUGGAUGAAGUUACAUCAUCAACAGAAGGUGUUUGGGAUCUUAUCGAUCAAUCCACCAAACAACGUACUGCUAAAGCAUUCCUUCAAGUUACAGAAGAGGAUAUUGAAAAGUUCCAUAAUCGUAUACGUCAAAUUUUGAUGUCUUCAGGUUCAACAACGUUCACAAAGAUUGCUAGCAAAUGGAAUACGGCAUUAAUGUCACUUUUCACUUAUUAUAGAGAAGCUGCUGUAUCUACAGAAGCAUUGUUGGAUGUUUUGGUCAAAUGUGAAACUAAAAUACAAACUCGUGUUAAAGUCGGAUUAAAUUCUAAAAUGCCAACUCGUUUCCCACCAGCUGUUUUCUAUACACCAAAAGAAUUAGGUGGUCUUGGUAUGUUGAGUGCUUCUCAUAUUUUGAUUCCUGCUUCAGAUUUAAGUUGGUCUAAACAAACAGAUGCUGGUAUUACCCAUUUCCGUUCUGGUAUGUCUCAUCCUGAAGAGAAAUUAAUUCCUACAAUUUUCAGAUAUAUCACAUCUUGGGAAAAUGAAUUUUUGGAUUCUCAAAGAGUCUGGGCAGAUUAUGCCAUCAAACGUCAAGAAGCGUUACAACAAAAUCGUCGUUUGGCAUUUGAAGAAUUGGAAGGAUCAUGGGAUAGAGGUAUUCCAAGAAUUAGUACAUUGUUUCAAAAAGAUCGUCACACAUUGGCUUAUGAUAAGGGUCAUCGUAUUCGCCGUGAAUUCAAACAAUACUCUUUGAUUCGUUUCAACCCCUUCUGGUGGACAAGCAGUCAUCAUGAUGGUAAAUUGUGGAAUUUGAAUGCCUAUCGUACAGAUGUUAUUCAAGCAUUAGGUGGUAUUGAAACAAUUUUGGAGCAUACAUUAUUCAAAGCUACAGGAUUUGAUUCUUGGGAAGGUUUAUUUUGGGAAAAAGCUUCUGGGUUUGAAGAUUCUUUGAAGUUUAAAAAAUUGACGAAUGCUCAAAGAACAGGUUUGAGUCAAAUUCCAAAUCGUCGUUUCACCCUAUGGUGGUCACCAACUAUUAACCGUGCAAAUGUUUAUGUUGGUUUCUUGGUUCAAUUAGAUUUGACAGGUAUUUUCUUACACGGUAAAAUUCCAACUUUAAAAAUUUCAUUGAUUCAAAUAUUCCGUGCUCAUUUGUGGCAAAAAAUCCAUGAAAGUGUUGUUUUUGAUUUAUGUCAAGUUUUAGAUGGUGAAUUAGAUGUUUUACAAAUUGACAGUGUCCAAAAAGAGUCAAUUCAUCCACGUAAAUCAUACAAAAUGAAUUCAUCAACUGCAGAUAUUACAGUCAAUGGUUCUUAUAGAUGGGGAGCAAGUGCACCAUCCUUGUUACACGAUACAAAUGACGAUAUGACUGUUACCUCAAGUGACAAGUUUUGGAUCGAUGUUCAAUUACGUUAUGGUGAUUAUGAUUCCCAUGAUAUUUCGCGUUAUGUUCGUGCUAAAUUUUUGGAUUAUACUAAUGAUGAUUUAUAUCCAUCCCCAACUGGUGUUCUAGUUGGUAUUGAUCUUGCUUAUAACAUGUAUGAUGCUUAUGGUUCUUGGUUCCCGGGCUUCAAACCUUUGAUGCAAAGUGCAAUGAAAACGAUUAUGAAAGCUAAUCCUUCAUUAUAUGUGUUGCGUGAACGUAUUAGAAAAGGUCUUCAGUUAUAUCAAGCACAACCACAACAAGCGUUCUUGAACUCUAACAAUUAUGCUGAAUUAUUCAGUAAUGAUACACAGUUGUUUAUUGAUGAUACCAAUGUUUAUCGUGUUACUGUUCAUAGAACCGUUGAAGGUAACUUGACAACUAAACCAAUCAAUGGUGCCAUUUUCAUUUUAAACCCAAAGACUGGUCAAUUAUUUUUGAAAAUUAUCCAUACAUCAGUUUGGUCAGGUCAAAAACGUUUAGGUCAAUUAGCUAAAUGGAAAACUGCUGAGGAAGUUGCUGCUUUGAUCCGUUCAUUACCUCGUGAAGAACAACCAAAGCAAUUGAUUAUCACAAGAAGAUCAAUGUUGGAUCCAUUAGAAGUUCACAUGUUGGAUUUCCCAAAUAUCUCAAUUAGACCAUCCGAAUUAAGUUUACCAUUUGCAGCUGCUAUGAAAAUUGAUAAACUUCAAGAUCUUGUUUUGAAAGCUACUGAACCACAAAUGGUUUUAUUCAACGUUUAUGAUGAUUGGUUAAAGACAAUUUCUGCUUAUACUGCAUUCUCACGUUUAAUCUUGUUAUUGCGUGCCUUGAACGUUAAUCCUGAACGUACCAAAUUGAUUUUGAGACCAGACAGUUCAGUUAUUACACAAGAACAUCAUAUAUGGCCAUCAUUUACUGACGACCAAUGGGUUGAUGUUGAAACUAAACUCCGUGAUUUAAUUUUGAAUGAUUAUGGUAAGAAACAUAACAUUAAUGUUGCAUCAUUGACUCAAGCUGAAAUUAGAGAUUUGAUUUUAGGUCAAGAUAUCAAGGCACCAUCUGCAAAAAGACAAGAGAUUGCUGAAAUUGAAGGACAAAAUGAAGAAGCAUUGACUGGUGUUAAAGUUAAAACAAGAAAUGCUCAUGGUGAAGAGAUCGUUGCACACGUUUCAAGUAAUUAUGAACAACAAUCCUUCACUUCAAAGACAGAAUGGAGAAAAUUGGCAAUUUCUGCGUCAUUAUUGCAUAUGCGUACUAAAAAUAUUUAUGUCGCUUCAGAUGAUUUCGUGGAGGAGAAGACAACUUAUAUUAUGCCUAAUAAUGUGUUGAGAAAAUUCAUUCAAAUUUCAGACACAAGAACUCAGAUUGGUGGUUACAUUUACGGGUCUUCCCCAAGUGAUAAUGAUAAGAUUAAAGAAAUCAAAACAAUUGUUUUACCUCCUCAAACUGGCUCAUUGAAUUCUAUUCAAUUGAGUAAAACUCAGGAUAGUGAAUGGAUUGAAGGUUUGGAAUUAUUAGGUUGGAUCCAUACUCAAUCUCAAGAGUUCAACUACAUGUCUGCAAGUGAUAUGACUACACAUGCUAAGUUGUUUGAAGAUAAUAAUCCUGAUUUGGUUGAUAUAUCAGUUUCUUUGACGACUGGUUCAGUUUCAUUAAGUUGUUUUACAUUAACAGAAGAUGGGUAUAAAUGGGGUCGUCAAAAUAAAAAUAUUGAUAUUGCACCAGAAGGAUAUAGACCUGAAUUUGGUGACAAUGGUCAGUUGAUUCUUUCCAACAAUAUUAUUGGUAACUUCUUGGUUCCUAGUACAGAUAUCUGGAAUUAUUCGUUUAUGGGUACAAGAUUCAAUCCAGAAUUGGAUUAUGAUUUGAAGAUUGAUGUUCCUAUUGAGUUCUAUCAUGAAUUGCAUCGUCCAAAUCAUUUCAUUGCUUUCAAUGAAUUGGAGCAUAAGGUUAGUUUGGAAGCUGAGCAAGAGGAUGUCUUUGCUUAG
This is a messenger RNA of Hansenula anomala, 7113 nucleotides long. It is a transcript of the gene PRP8, whose product is annotated as U4/U6-U5 snRNP complex subunit PRP8. NCBI's taxonomy places the organism in Eukaryota, Fungi, Ascomycota, Saccharomycetes, Phaffomycetales, Wickerhamomycetaceae. The coding region runs from base 1 to 7113 and encodes 2370 amino acids. Gene Ontology annotation, biological process: spliceosomal tri-snRNP complex assembly; mRNA splicing, via spliceosome. Gene Ontology annotation, cellular component: catalytic step 2 spliceosome; U5 snRNP. The transcript has a single exon. Gene Ontology annotation, molecular function: U1 snRNA binding; pre-mRNA intronic binding; U5 snRNA binding. The record is from RefSeq and is a predicted model, not a curated record.